This is a messenger RNA of Balaenoptera acutorostrata (minke whale), 883 nucleotides long. RefSeq names its product synaptogyrin 4 (gene SYNGR4). The record is from RefSeq and is a predicted model, not a curated record. Gene Ontology annotation, cellular component: synaptic vesicle membrane; neuromuscular junction. The coding region runs from base 179 to 883 and encodes 234 amino acids. The transcript is spliced from 5 exons. Lineage: Eukaryota; Metazoa; Chordata; Mammalia; Artiodactyla; Balaenopteridae.
ACCAAAAGAAGGCUGAGGUGGGGCCAGGACCAGGAGGGGAAGGUGGGCGGAAGGAAGAGCCGGCCUUCAGCAGCUGAGCCCCGGGGUGGGUCUGGAGCCUCCGGACGGCAGUGCCCAGCAGGCAGCGCCCAGCAUCCCUGCUCCGGCCUCCCAGGGCCUGGGCAGCAGAACGGCAGGCAUGCACAUCCCGGAAAGCCUCCAGGACCUGGCCGACAGUGAAGCCGUGCAGUUUCUCAAGAGGCCAAAGACGAUCGCGCGGAUCUUCGCAGGGGUCUUCUCCCUCAUCGUCUUCUCCUCCCUGCUGACUGAUGGCUACCAGAACAAGACCAACUCUUCGCAGCUCCACUGCGUCCUCAACAGCAGCAACACGGGCUGCAGCUUCGCUGUGGGAGCCGGCCUCCUGGCCUUCCUCAGCUGCCUGGCCUUCCUCGCCCUGGACGCCCAUGAGGGCCGCAUCGCCAGCAGCCGCUUCAAGAUGGCCUUCCAGCUCCUGGACUUCAUCCUGGCCGCCCUCUGGGCAGGCAUUUGGUCCGUGGGAUUCUGCUUCCUGGCCAACCAGUGGCAGCGUUCGCCGCCUGGACAAUUCCUCCUGGGGAGCAGCAGCGUCAAGGCCGCCAUCACCUUCGCUUUCUUCUCCAUCCUCGUCUGGACACUCCAGGCCUACCUGGCCCUCCAGGACCUCCGAAAUGAUGCUCCAGUGCCCUACAGGCGCUCCCUGGACGAGGGCGGCGUGGCGCUGACCUCCCUCUCCCCGCCGUCCACCGCCAGCCCUGUCAACACGCCCCCCACCGGUCCCCACAGCCUGAGCUACACCAGCUCUGCCCUGUCCCCCCAUCUGACCACUCCGAAGGCCCCCCGCCUCACUAUGAUGCCCGCCAACUAG